Messenger RNA from Erigeron canadensis, 720 nucleotides. Its product is annotated as 14 kDa proline-rich protein DC2.15-like. Bases 114 to 470 code for a protein of 118 amino acids. The transcript has a single exon. The record is from RefSeq and is a predicted model, not a curated record. Lineage: Eukaryota; Viridiplantae; Streptophyta; Magnoliopsida; Asterales; Asteraceae.
UUCUAUAAAUACCAUUGGGCAUAUCAUCAAUCUACACACCAAACUAGCUCCUACUUCUUAAUCCUUUCAAGUAAGUUAGUUAUCACUUAGACUCCUGAUACCACUUAUAACAAAUGGCUUCAAGGGCUUUGGGAUCAACUGCUUUUCUCCUCACUCUCAACCUUCUCUUCUUCACUUUGGUAAGUUCAAACCCAACUUUACCAAAGGCCACUUGCCCUAUUGAUGCUCUCAAGUUAGGUGUUUGUGCCAACGUGCUAAAAGACUUGAUACACGGAGUCGUUAUAGGUGACCCGCCCGUGACUCCGUGUUGCACGCUCAUUGAGGGCAUUCUUGACCUCGAGGCAGCAGUAUGCCUUUGCACUGCCAUCAAAGCUAAUAUUUUGGGUAUCAACCUUAAUGUACCGGUAUCCUUGAGCUUGUUGGUUAACUACUGUGGAAAGAAGGUCCCUUCUGGUUUCCAAUGCGCAUAAGAAUCUUCGGUUUUUGGAAGCGUGUUCUCUUUUUGUUGUUCAUGUCCUCUUGUAUCUGAUUUUCGAGUGUUUGGGUGAAUUUUGGCUUAUGUAUUUGGGGUUGAAGUGAAACGCUAGCUAGCAAACUUCACUUGUACCAUUGUAAUUUCUUGUUUCAUUUUAAUCUCGUGUGAUAAUCACGUAUGCAAUCUCUAUUUCAUCUUUCGGGUGUAAUUUCAGAUGGAAAAUGCAAUAUGAAAUUAAGAUCCAA